This is a messenger RNA of Lolium perenne, 1502 nucleotides long. RefSeq lists its product as uncharacterized. The record is from RefSeq and is a predicted model, not a curated record. Lineage: Eukaryota; Viridiplantae; Streptophyta; Magnoliopsida; Poales; Poaceae. Gene Ontology annotation, biological process: shoot system development; root development.
GACCUGUAUAAAACGCGCGACCUCGGCGCGGCCAUGGCGAACCACCAGUCCACUCUACACACGCACGCCUUCCUCGCGCGUUCGUUCUAGUCGUAGGCCCCGGCCGGCGAUCCCCAGCUUUUUAAACUCGCCACCGCCAACCAAAGCGCACGCCAGCGACACACCAUGGCCGGGUACCGCCGCACCAUCUCCUUCCCGACCCCGAGGGCCAGGACGGACGCCGCCGCCAACGGCAAGCUCGCCGCCGCCUACCGCGUCCGCUCCGCCAGCCUCCCCUGCCGCUUCCACCCGCUCGUCCUCCACCUCGACGACGACGUCGCCGCCCUGCGCCUCAUCAUCGCCCGCGGCCCCUCCUCCUCCUCCUCCUCCGUCCUCAGCGCGCAGCCGCAGUCCGCGCCCGCCGUCACCGCGGCCGCCGCGCAGGUCGUGCGCGUGCUCGCCUCGCUCUCCGACCUACUCCACCACCCGCAGGCGCAGGACCCACUCCGCCGCCUCGCCACCUCCCCGUCCCCGCUCGCCGACCGCCUGCUCGACGACUUCCUCCGCCUGGCCGACGCGCACGGCACCUUCCGCGAGUCCCUCGUCGCCCUCGCCGCGCUCCAGUCCGAGACGCGCGCGGCCCUGCGCCGCGGCGACCCGGCCCGCCUCGCCUCCGCGGCGCGCGCGCAGCGCCGCGCCGCCCGCGGCCUCCCGCGCCUCGCCGCCGCCGCGCGCGCCGUGGCCUCCAGGCCCCCCGCGCCGCUCCCGGCGGACCUGCAGCCCGAGACGGCGGCCCUCGCGGCCGCGGUCGCCGACUCGGCCGUCGCGGUGGCGUCCGCCUCCGCCGCCGUCUUCUCCGGCGUCUCCGCGCUCUCCAACGCCGCCGCCGCCGCCCGCGUCCAGGUCGCCUCCACCCCGUGCUGGAUCACCGCCGCCCAAACCUCGCCCAGAACGUCCUCCCACCAGCGCGUGUGGUGGGUCGCCGACCUCGUGCGCUGGAUGUCGCGGGCCAAGCGCCGCUCCGCCGGGAGGCAAUCCAUAGCCUGCGCCAACGACGACGACGCGUCCACUUCAUCCACCUCGUCCACGGCGCGGCUCCGGCCCGAGGCCCGCGUGGAGCCGGAGGAGCGGGCGAGGAAGGCCGCGCUCGAGCUGCACGACAACCUGGAGCGCUGCAUCGCCAGCGUCGACGCCAGCGGCGACAAGGUCUUCCGGGCCCUCGUCAACACCAGAGUCUCCCUGCUCAACAUCCUCAGCCCAACAUUCUGAGCGCUCAACCAAAAUUAUUUGAGAUCUUUUUGGUUUUAGCUUUCAUGUUUGGACAAAAUUUGUAUAUAGUACGUAGUACUGCUAGUAUAGUAUUGUGCCCCGGAAAUGGAUGCCGCCGGCUGUGAGUGCGUUCCACCUGCAUCUUUCAACGAAGAGCUUUCGAUCCUGGCGUUACGAAUUGCAAGAUCUACAUCUUUUGUCACGGUUCUUGACAGCAACCCUUGAAAAUUCAGAUACCGCACAUUCCCAUCUCA